Messenger RNA from Sphaeramia orbicularis (orbiculate cardinalfish), 8904 nucleotides. RefSeq lists its product as uncharacterized. NCBI's taxonomy places the organism in Eukaryota, Metazoa, Chordata, Actinopteri, Kurtiformes, Apogonidae. The transcript has 68 exons. The record is from RefSeq and is a predicted model, not a curated record. Gene Ontology annotation, molecular function: G protein-coupled receptor activity. Bases 239 to 8485 code for a protein of 2748 amino acids. Gene Ontology annotation, biological process: adenylate cyclase-activating G protein-coupled receptor signaling pathway; cell surface receptor signaling pathway. Gene Ontology annotation, cellular component: membrane.
CCUCUAUAACCAACACACUACUGGAAGGAAAUAAUAUUUACUGAGCUCUUAGUCACGCAGAGUGAAGGACAAGUGAGAAGAGGGAUGAUCAGAGGUCUCCAUUCCAAACACAAACAUUAUAAUCUGCUGAUGUGUCAUCUAGUUAUGGAUCUUGUUGUUACACAGAUGAAAUGACCUGGAAGGUGUAUUGUCCAGUGAAUUUAGGGUGUCCUUGAAGAGGGCAAGCCAUUAAAGAGAUAUGGCAAUUUCUAAGAAUGGCUUGACCAUCGUUGCCCUCCUAGUCACAAUCUAUAUCUUGGAAACAGGGAAGUUCAAUGGGUUAACAAACCUGGUUUUACCGGAGUCAGAUGAAGAUGUCUUCCUAUCUCAAAUUAGGGAUAAGAGGGAUGCACAUACAGACCAGUGGAAUUACAUUAUAGAUGUUGUGGUGAAUACCUCAGAUGUAGAAACAUUUCAGCUGAUCCAGUCUGUGCUGAAUGUAACAAGUCUUCCAAUACAGCUUGAUAACACCACAGAGGUCUCAGCCAUUGACAUCACAACAGUGUGUUCUCCAAAUAACACUGGCUACCAGUGUAGAUGUACAGAACAGUUUGCAUGGCCAUACAGCACCUGUGUCACCUAUGGAGCCUGUGAACACUUAUCCAAUGGCCUCUGUACCUGUAUCAAUGCCAUACCAUUGGAUGGCCAGUUCUGCCAACCAAUAUCAGAACUACUGUCUGUGGCUGAAUAUGAAGUAAAUAUCGAGUUGAACCUGACACAUAUCGACACAGUGGAUUUUCUCAGGAAUGUACUGAAUAGUGGCAACUUUUCUCUGACUCUUGGCCCUGCCAUCAAUAUCACACAUAUUGACAUCACCACAGUGUGUUCCAUUAAUGGGAGCACGUUCCAGUGCCGAUGUGAAGAUCAGUAUGUGUGGUCAUACAACAACUGUAUAACAUACGGAGCAUGUGAUGAGAUCACUGAUAACACGUGUGGGUGUAUUAACAGUAUUCCAUCUGAUGGCCGAUACUGCCUGCCAAAAAGAGAACCUCCAACUGUUUAUGAAUAUGAGAUUUUCAUAGAUGUGAACACUACAAACUUAAAUCACCUGAAAAACACUUUGAAGAAUAUCCCACUUCCCCUUCUUAUCAGUGCACAAGUUAACAUUUCAGAUAUCAAUGUUACUACAGUUUGCAGCCAAGAUAAUGCUGGGUACCAGUGCAGAUGUGAGAAUGAAUAUCUCUGGCCAUGUAACAAGUGCACCAUCUAUGGAAAAUGUAAUGGUACUGCACUUAACACGUGUGAUUGUAUUAAUGCCAUUCCCAGUGAUGGACAGUACUGUCAGUCAGUACACAGUCAAAACUUUACAGCGUGUUCUCAGAUGACCUCGACACCAACAACAACAGCUUCUCCAGCUAUUUAUGAGUACUUCAUAAAUUUUGAGUUGAACACCACAGAUGUCGCAGUAAUAAAUCAACUGAGGACCAUUCUUAGCAACACCAGUUACCCCAUCAAUGUCAGCAACCACAUAAAAAUCUCUGACAUUAACAUUACCACAGUGUGUUCUCCGAGCAGCGCUGGUUACCAGUGCAGAUGUGAGGAUCAAUAUCGCUGGUCAUGUGACCAGUGUUUAUCAUAUGGAUCAUGUGACAAUAUCACUGAUGACACAUGUGGGUGUAUCGGUGCAAUUCCCUCUGAUGGACAGUACUGUCAGCCUGUCAAUAACAACUUCACAUCUUGUCCUCUUACAUCUCCAACUCCACCACCAACAGGUUACACUCAAUACACAUCACCUAAUACUACAACAGAAAUGAGCACUACAACACCCACAACUAUAACAACAUCUCCUCCAGUAUUUUAUGAAUACAUAAUUUCUGUUGAGUUGAACACCACAGAUGUUGCUGUAAUAAAUCAACUGAGGACCAUUUUGAGCAACACCAGUUACCCCAUCAACAUCAACAAUCACAUACAAAUCUCUGACAUCAAUGUGUCUACAGUGUGUUCUCCGAGCAGCGUCGGUUACCUGUGCAGAUGUGAGGAUCAGUAUCGCUGGUCAUGUGACCAGUGUUUAUCAUAUGGAUCAUGUGACAACAUCACUGAUGAUACAUGUGGGUGUAUCGGUGCAAUUCCCUCUGAUGGACAGUACUGUCAGCCUGUCAAUAACAACUUCACAUCUUGUCCUCUUACAACACCAACUCCACCACCAACAGAUCCUCCAGUCCUUCAGGAAUACAUUAUUUUGGUUGAGUUGAACACAACAGAUGUUGCAGUAAUAAAUCAACUGAGGAUCAUUUUAGGAAACAAAAGUUUCCCCAUCAGUAUCACCAACCACAUGCAAAUCUCUGACAUCAACAUUACGACAGUGUGUUCUCCAAGCAGUGCUGGUUACCAGUGCAGAUGUGAGGAUCAGUAUCGCUGGUCAUGUGACCAGUGUUUAUCAUAUGGAUCCUGUGACAACAUCACUGAUGACACAUGUGGAUGUAUCGGUGCAAUUCCCUCUGAUGGACAGUACUGUCAGCCUGUCAAUAACAACUUCACAUCUUGUCCUCUUACAACACCAACUCCACUGUCAACAGACACACCACCUAAUGCUACAACAGAAAUGAACACUACAACACCCACAACUAUAACAACAUCUCCUCCAGUAUUUUAUGAAUACAUAAUUUCUGUUGAGUUGAACACCACAGAUGUUGCUGUAAUAAAUCAACUGAGGACCAUUCUGAGCAACACCAGUUACCCCAUCAACAUCAACAAUCACAUACAAAUCUCUGACAUCAAUAUGUCUACAGUGUGUUCUCCGAGCAGCGCUGGUUACCAGUGCAGAUGUGAGGAUCAGUAUCGCUGGUCAUGUGACCAGUGUUUAUCAUAUGGAUCCUGUGACAACAUCACUGAUGAUACAUGUGGGUGUAUCGGUGCAAUUCCCUCUGAUGGACAGUACUGUCAGCCUGUCAAUAACAACUUCACAUCUUGUCCUCUUACAACACCAACUCCACCAUCAACAGACACACCACGUAAAGCUACAACAGAAAUGAACACUACAACACCCACAACUAUAACAACAUCUCCUCCAGUGUUUUAUGAAUACAUAAUUUCUGUUGAGUUGAACACCACAGAUGUUGCUGUAAUAAAUCAACUGAGGACCAUUCUGAGCAACACCAGUUACCCCAUCAACAUCAACAACCACAUACAAAUAUCUGACAUCAAUAUGUCUACAGUGUGUUCUUUGAACGGCGCUGGUUACCAGUGCAGAUGUGAGGAUCAGUAUCGCUGGUCAUGUGACCAGUGUUUUUCAUAUGAAUCAUGUGACAACAUCACUGAUGACGCAUGUGGAUGUAUCAAUGCAAUUCCCUCUGAUGGACAGUACUGUCAGUCUGUCAAUAACAAUUUCACAUCUUGUCGUCCUACAACACCAAUUCCACCACCAGCAGGGUCAACACCUAUUUCCACGACAGAGAUGAACACCACUACAUUUGUGCCAACAUCACCGACAUUUUUGACAAACUCAACACCUAAUGCUACAACAGAAAUGAACACGACGACACCCACAACUACAACAACAUCUCCUCCAGUUUUUUAUGAAUACAUCAUUUCUGUUGAGUUGAACACCACAAAUGUUGCUGUAAUAAAUCAACUGAGGACUGUUCUGGGCAACAUUAAUUACCCCAUCAACAUCAACAACCACAUACAAAUCUCUGACAUCAAUAUGUCUACAGUUUGUUCCCCAAAUGGUUCUAUAUACCAGUGCAGAUGUGAGGAACGAUAUCAGUGGUCUUGUCAUAUGUGCUCCAUGUUUGGAAAAUGUGACAAUUUUACGGACAACGCUUGUGGCUGCAUCAAUGCUCUUCCCCCAGAUGGUGUUUACUGCCAGCCUGUGUCAGAUGUGGUUAUUUGCCCAACACCAACUCCACAAACUAAUACAACACCUAAUGCUACAACAGUCCUUAACACUACAGCUGCACCUACAUCACUGACAGCUAUGACGAAUGCUACAACAGAUGUAAACCGUACUACAACUGCAACACCAUCAAUGACAAAUGUGACAGACACAACAUCAAGUGCUACCACAGUUUUGAACUCUACUACACCAGCACCAACAUCACCUACAGACGUGACAAAUACAACACCUAAUGCUACAACAGAAAUGAACAUUACAACACCCACAACGAUACCAACAAUGGAAGUUACAAACACUACAACAGUCCUGAAUACUACGAUAACACCAACCUCAGUGACUGUAACAAAUACAACACUCAAUGCUACAACUGAAAUAAAUGCUACAACAAUACCAACAACUGAAUUUAACAAUGCUACAACAUAUCUGAGCACUACUACAGCGGCACCAUCAGUGACUAAUGUGACAAAUGUUACAGCAUAUCUAAACAUGACUACAGCUGCACCAACAUCAGUAACAAACACAACACCGCAAGCUACUACAGAGAUGAACACAACAACAUCCACAACUAUACCAUCUACUGAAGUUAUGAGCACAACAUUUAAUGCUACGACAGGCAUGAACACAACAACACCCACAACUAUACCAACAACUGAAGUUACCAACACUACAACGGAUCUAAACAUUACUACGGCUGCACCAACAUCAGCAGACACUCUAACAAAUGCUACAACAGUUCUAAUUACAACCACAGCUGCUCCAACAUCAACGAUGGACGUAAGAAACACAACACCUAAUGCUACGACAGUCCUCAACACUAUAAAACCUACAACUUUACCAACAACUGAAGUUACUAAUGCGACAACAGUCCUGAACACAACAACAAGUGCACCGACAUCAGUGGCAGCUAUAACAAAUUCAACAUCAGUUGCGACAACCAUCAUAAACACAACAACAGUUGCCACAAGACCAAUAACUUCAAUAAAUUUAACUACAGUUGCCACCACAAAUAUGAAUACAACUACAGUUACCACAAUACCAACAGCAGCUGAAACCGAUUCAACACCAGUUGCUACAACACUCCUCAACACUACAAUAACUACAACUUCACCAACAUCUUUUUUCACAGUAGUCACAAAUUCGACAGCUGUUGCUACAACCAUUAUGAACAACAUAACAACCCUAAUGCCAACAGUGAUGACACAUUUGACAUCUACAGCCACAGAACCAGUCAACACUACAAUAACGACAUCUUCACCAUCCACUGCAGUUUCAACAAUUGCCACAACAUAUAUGAGCACGACGGUUGUUACAAGUGUUGAUGGGACAAGCCCUAAUGCAACACAAAGUUCAACAACUUCAGAAGUUAUGACUACGCCAGUUGCAACCACCACUACAAAUGCAAUGACUAUGAAUACAAUUGUCACCAGCACUCCUGGAGCUCCCAAUGAAGUUUCUACAGGACCUGUGGUUACUACACUUAUUACCAGCAGCGCUAUUCCUACAACUACUUCUACUACUCCUAUUCCUACCACUACAACAACAACUCCUACCACUACGACAACAACUCCUACCACUACAACAACAACUCCUACCACUACGACAACAACUCCUACCACUACAACAACAACUACUACCACAACUUCAACUACGAGUACCACUGUCACUGUUGGUGCUACCGCAACUAUCCCUGCUACUACAACGACCAGUACAAUUGCUGCAACUACUUCACUACCAGGAAUCAGUGUAGCAGUGUCUAUGAGAUUAGACAGAGAGUAUAGCCCAGCACUGAGUGAUUCAACAAGUUCUGAAUACAAGAGUCUUGAAGAACAGAUUCUUCCUCAGUUAGAAAGAGUAUAUCGAAGCCUGGCUGGGUUUAUUCGUGUUUCUAUAUUGGGAUUCAGAGAAGGGAGUGUCAUAACAGAUUUUGUUAUUGAAGCAUCAGAAAUUGGACCCGAUGAACUGGACACAGCAAAUCAAAAUCUCACUGAAGCAAUGAGGGAUGUUGCCGCAAUCAUUGGAUCACCUUCUACAUCGUACACCUCUCCGACUCAACUCACUCUACGUCAAAGAAUCACUUAUACUGGUAAAACCAUGAGACUGCAGUGUGGGCCCCCUCCAGAAAACAUUGAUGUGGGACAAAUUAAUGGGGCUGAGUGGAGAUUUAAAGGACGGGUAAUUGACAGUGACAGUGGAAGGCUUACAGCCUCUACCAAAACCUCAGAGUCUGAGCUUACAGUGAACAACGUCAUUCUUGCUGAUAUUGGACUUUAUGAAUGCACCUUGAAGGGGAGGGUUAUAAAUUAUAUCCAAAAAAGAUCUGUAACAACAGAUAAUAUUCAACCAGCUCCUAAUGUGCGACUACAAAGUGUUGUGAAUGUCAAGUGCAAUGAAGGAGCAGAGGAGAUCCUUAAAUGUUGUGUGCAGCCUGAAUAUAAAGUCAAGUGGUACAACGAAGAUGGUGGUGUUUUGCCCUCAGAGAAUAAUUCUGAGAAUGACGAAUAUUGCAUCAGACACAAGUAUAAGGUGACAAGUUGCAACCAACAACAGAGAACAGAGAUUUUUACAUGCCGAGUGAAUAACCUAAAAGAAUAUGAAAUGGAAACAAAAUUGAUUGUGUUCCCAGGAGCUGCUACAUGUGAGGACACACAGUUUGGGAGUGGAAGAGCAGGUGAUGAAUCGACAAUAGAAUGUGAUAAAGGUCAAGAGGGGAACAAGACUGCUGAAUGUCAGAGUACAGGGGAGUGGAGGCUUGUGAAGGACACCUGCAUUGUGACAAAAAUCAAAGAAUUGUUGGUCGAGUCAGAGGGUUUGGUUGAGGUUGCUGUCCCAGAUUUUGUGGGAAAUCUAAGUGAAACUGUUGAAACGGAGAAAACAGAAGUUACCGAAUCAUCUGAAACCAUAUCAGCGAUUGUUGACAUUAUUGAAACAGUUGCUGGAGUAACUAAUGUUGUCACUGAACCUGUCAUGCAAAGUGUACUAGAAACAGUUGAUGUCAUUAUUGCUGAUGAAGCAAGAGAGUCCUGGCAAAUUCUGAAUGCAAAUGAAGCCCGUAAUGCCAGUUCAGAAUUAUUGGGCUCACUUGAAGUUCUCGCAGAUGGUCUAUUUGGAGAGUUUACCAUCAGGACUCAACGGAUCCUGCUCAACAGAACUGCAUUUAAUGACUCCUUUAGAGCAUUCUUGAAUUCCAGUGUUGACAUUCACAUUCCUGACACAAAUAUGGAGAAUGUCUUCAUCACCACUAUCAUUUUCUCAACAUUAGAUAAUGUUUUGCCACCACGGAAUGCUAGCUUCAAUGUCAGCCUCUUUAACAUCACCAGCAACGAAACUGUUUUUGAUAACACCAUCAAUGCUGCAGUGGUGCUCAUCAGAGUAAAUGCAACGAUUAACAAUGUUACCCUGAGCUACAGCAAGAAAAACAACUCUUUGAUCCUGAACACUCAGUGUGUUUUCUGGAACUUCAUACUCUUUGAUGGCAUAGGUGCAUGGGAUGAUGAAGGCUGUACAUUUGUUUCCGACAUUAAUGACACUGUAACCUGCAACUGCAGCCAUCUCACCUCCUUCUCAAUACUGAUGGCCACUGACAUCCCUUCUUCAAUCAAAGAUAUCUUGGAUGUCAUCACCUAUGUUGGUGUUGGAAUAUCUAUGGCCAGCCUAAUUAUAUGUCUGAUUAUUGAGGGAUAUGUUUGGAAAGCCAUCACUAGAAACAGCACUGCCUUCAUGCGUCAUGUUUCUAUUGUAAAUACAGCUCUAUCUCUUUUGAUUGCAGACAUCUGUUUCAUUAUUGGGGCUGCUAUUGCCAAGAAUCCCCUUGAAAACCCAAAUGAAAACUAUCAAGUUCCAGUUGGACCAUGUAGCACAGCAACAUUUUUUAUGCACUUUUUCUACCUUGCACUGUUCUUCUGGAUGCUUGUUUCAGGCCUUCUCCUCUUCUACCGCACAGUUAUGGUCUUCUCCCACAUGUCUAAGUCAACCAUGUUAGCCAUCGGUUUCAGUCUAGGCUAUGGGGCCCCACUAAUAAUAGCUGUCAUUACUGUUGCUGUUACUGCAUCAACAGAUGGGUACAUCAGGGAAAAUGAAGCCUGCUGGUUGAGAUGGAAAGACACCAAGGCUUUGUUGGCUUUGGUGAUACCUGCCUUAACUAUAGUUUUCAUUAACAUUAUAAUUAUGUUCGUGGUCUUGGUCAAAAUCCUGAGGAGAGGUGUAGGAGAUGCUGCCCAGCCAGAUGAAAAGCACACACUGAAGGUCAUUGCAAGAUGUGUGCUCAUUUUGACUCCUUUAUUUGGACUGACAUGGGCUUUAGGAGUGGGGACCAUGGUCUCACCAACAGAUAAAGGAAUCCACAUUGCCUUUGCAUUCUUCAAUUCACUGCAGGGUUUCUUCAUUUUAGUGUUUGGAACACUAAUUGAUUCAAAGAUUCUUUCUAUCCUCUCAAGAAAUGUUCCAACACUAAGCUCAGGCUCCAAUCAAACAGGAACCAGAAGCACAAGUGGUGGUAGUUCUACUCUCAGUGGCCUUAUGGGCAGACUACGUGGAAGAAGAUAUGUCUACCAUGUGUCACAAACCACCAGCUCCAGUGGCAAUGAACCGGUGGAGUCAUAUUCAAAUAUUUGAAUCGGAAGAUUGAUCACUUCUUGUUAUCUGUCAAGUACACAUAAUCAAUGCUACAAAGAUGUUUGAAAGGGUCUGAAUUGUAAUGUUUCUAUUAGCCUUCCAGUGCCUGGGUGAGCAUAUUAUGAACACUUUGCACUUCAUGUUAUAAAAAGUCAUUUUUCAGAGUUUGUAUUAGGUCAGAAUUCAAAACUUGUUCAUUUUUUGAGUAAUUUUAAAAAUUCUGACCCAGCUACUAAAAUCAGCACAUUGUAAACAAUGGGAAAUUACUACACUAGCAUCUAAAUUAUGUAAAACAUGCACACUGACACAUUUCAGCAUUUAACAUUUGACCAACCACAAAAAAAAUAAUGAAGCAUAUUAACCAAUGUUGCUGUUAAUCACGGACAUAUGCCAGGCAGUAAAAAUCAGUUUUUUGUGUA